Messenger RNA from Chaetura pelagica (chimney swift), 854 nucleotides. RefSeq names its product coiled-coil domain containing 28A (gene CCDC28A). The transcript has 5 exons. The record is from RefSeq and is a predicted model, not a curated record. NCBI's taxonomy places the organism in Eukaryota, Metazoa, Chordata, Aves, Apodiformes, Apodidae. The coding region runs from base 144 to 770 and encodes 208 amino acids.
AAUCGGGCAGGCGUGGGCAGCUUCUGGAAACUGGAUACUCUUGUUUGUAGAAAUGAGUGACAGCUCCUCUUUGAAGCUGGAUUUCCGCGCACUGUGACCUGUUUUUCCCCCUGCUUUUUUGUUGUAAAUGCCAGUUUUGAGGGAUGUUUCUUUUUUCUUUUAUUUUUUCCCUUUGGAGGACAAUAAAUUCGUCUAGAUGCAGUAAACUGGAAGAAAUGGAAGAAAGAAAAAUCAAGAGGAGGAGCCCCAAGUCAUCUACCAGUCACCCUGCUCAGGUUGCUGGCUCCAAGAAGAACUCGGUGCCGGUCAGUAAGAGCACAGCCUUUUCAAAUCCUGCACCACAGCCUGCAGUACAAAAACCAAAGUUAAAACGUGUAAUUAAAGAGAAAGCCAAACCUCCAGGAGGUGAAGCAAAAGGGGCACAGGCAGCACCGAUCCAGCAUUCUUUUCUCACAGAUGUAUCAGAUGUCCAAGAAAUGGAAAGGGGACUUCUGAGUCUCCUGAAUGACUUCCACUCUGGCAAACUUCAAGCAUUUGGAAAUGAAUGUUCCAUAGAGCAGAUGGAGCACGUGCGGAGCAUGCAGGAGAAACUUGCUCGCCUCAAUCUGGAGCUCUAUGGGGAGCUGGAAGAACUCCCUGAAGAUAAAAGGAAACUAGCCAGUGACUCCAACCUGGAUAGGCUGCUGUCAGAUCUAGAAGAACUGAAUUCAUCUAUCCAAAAGCUACAUUUAGCAGAUGCUCAAGAUAUUCCAAAUGGUGCCACGGGCUGAAAGAAUAGUUUUGUCAAUUAGGAUUCUCCCAGAAGCUUUUAUUUUGUUUUUCCUGACGGUGGAAUCUGGAACAGUUGGGAUUUU